AUGCUACAACUCUUCGUCGCAUGGAAGGCCUCGAUCGGCCUAGGAGCGGUCGUGACGCUCGUGGGCGUGCUCACCCCUUUCCAGGCCACUUCGUCGUCGAUGCGUGUCGUUGCCGCCGCAUCGUCCGGCAGUGGAACGGGGAAGGCGAAUACGUUCGAGAUUGUUGGUUUAACGGGGUCAGUUCGAAAAGGGGGUUCAGUGAGACCGUUUCGAUAACGUUGCUAAUGAGUUGUGUUCCAUUCGUCCUACAGAGUCAGCGCUCAGCAACUGUUUUUGGGGGUGAGUUAGCGAUCGCGAUCCGUGCGGAGACGGGUGUGCCCGUCCAGACUGUAGAGCUGACUUGCUUGGUGUAUAUCUACAGACCGAAAAACGAGUCAGUUGGAGAUGUCACAUGUCACCGCGCUCGCAGUACACUCAGAUGUAAUCCUGACCUUGGCAGGUUUACGUUGUCGACAAAACCGAGAAUAAUAGUCGGUCCUUCGCAAGCUAUUUGGGAGUCCCAUCUUGAACAAGUCAACGCUGACGGGGUACCUCCGCUCCUUUAUUUCGUACUUCGGGUGUAGCGGCCCAGAUUCAAGGGCGUCCAGUCGUAAGUAUCUUCCUCCGGACGGCGCUGCCACUGGGCUUCGAAUUGCUGAAUCGAGGAUGGAAUUCACCAGUGGGCGACCGAAUACAGGCUCGAGAACAACACCUACCGAUCCAUGAAAGUCGUAACCAACUCCUUCUGCGCCGGCGGCAAUGUUCUCGGUAACGGGCUCUGGCUCAACGUCGGUGGUAACCAAGCCGUUGACAAGAAGGGUAAAUCGACGGGCACAAAAGAGGGCUCGUACCAUGAAGAAGCGGGAGGGAGGACGGUCAGGCUCCUCAAGCCCACUGAUGAUGGAACGGCUGAGUGGAUCGAGGAUGAUUAUGGUAUGCCUAUCAAUCGUUGGUAUCCCUAUGUUGAAACCCUGGGAAAUGGAACGGCGAUGAUCAUUGGUGGUGAGUUGCCUCUGGCUAUAAUUAUUGUUAUUUUAGCCUCUGCCUGACUUGAUGAAUUUGAUAUUCUUACAGGCGAGUUGUGGGGUGGCUUUGUUGACGCGAAAAAGGAGAAGCAGAACGUUUCGUCAAUGUCAGUAUUUACACGCCGAGAUCGCAUAAUCUCGGAUGUAAAGCUGACCCCCAAGACCUCUUCAUGGCUACGCUGGGACCGCAGCGAAUUCUGGCCCUCUGUUGGCGCACCGAAGUUUUCGCCUUUCCUCGCCGGCAGCGGACCCGCCAACCUGUACCCACUGGUAUAUCUCCUCCCGGAUGGCCAAGUGUUCAUGCAAGCGGAUUGGAAGGCCCAGAUUCUCGACCUUGUAACGUGGCAAGAAUCGCCUUUGGACAACGUUCCGCACGCACAGAGGACGUAUCCUGCUUCGGCAGCGACGACGGUGUUGCCCCUGACGCCGGCGAACAACUACACCGUGACGCUCCUGAUGUGCGGCGGCAUGAACCCCAAGCGAGACGAUUGGGACGUCACAAAAUGGAAGAUCGCCGACACGCCCACAUCCAAGUCUUGCGUGUCCAUUACUCCCAAGGAUGGUGCAAAGUGGGUUGAGGAGGACGACCUCCCCGACAACCGCGGCAUGGGCAACUUCAUCAUCUUACCCACCGGCAAGCUGCUGCUGCUCAACGGCGUCGGUCGAGGCUCGGCUGGAUACGGAAGCUUGCCCUGGGCGAUCGGGCAAUCCUUUGCCCAGGAUCCUGUUCUUCGACCGGUAAUCUACGACCCUUCGGCCCCCAAGGGUUCCCGCUUCACGGUCGAAGGCCUGCCGACGUCCACCAUCCCUCGUAUGUACCACUCGUCCGCAACGCUUCUUUCAGAAGGUUCGGUCCUCGUCGCGGGUAGUAAUCCCAAUGGUGAUGUCACGACGGAGGAGAACAACCCGACCGUCCCAUUCAAGACCGAGUACCGAGCCGAGAAGUUCUACCCGUCGUGGUACGACAUGGUCCGACCCGAACCGAGUGCGAUACCCUCCAGUCUUUCGUAUGGAGGUGAACUCUUCCAGUUCAACCUCCCCGCUUCGACCUUCACCGAUGCUGCGGGCCCGGAUAGCAUUCGAGUUGCGCUCAUUCGUACGGGAUUCUCGACGCACGCGAUGAAUAUGGGGAUGAAGUACAUCGAGUUGCGCAGCACCUACACCGUCCAUGACGAUAACUCAGUCACCGUAAACUUAGCUCAACUGCCUGCCAACCCCAACUUGUUCCAACCUGGUCCCGCAUUGUUCUUUGUCGUCGUCAAGGAAGUGCCGAGUAUCGGCCGUCUCGUGAUGGUCGGCAAUGGAAAGCUGGGCCAGCAGCCCGUCGCGAAGGACACGGUCCUCCCCGCGAGCAGUGGGAAAAUCACACUCACUAACUCUGGUGCAGGUUCGGGACCCAGUCCCAAUGUCAGCGCGCGCCCAGGAUCCAACACAAGCUCACACGCCCUCAUAGGAGUGGUCGGACAAGUCGGGAGCAGUCUUUCGCUUGUCGAAUCCGUCGGUUCCGCGAAUGAUUCGUCUUCUAUGCCCGGAAUGGACAUGUCGAACAACAACGGCAGCAUGAGCAGCAUGAACACGCCCAGUUCGUCGGCUUCCAAGAACACGCUUGCGACGCUCUCGGUGCAAGGUUUGAUCAUCGGUUUGGCCGCUUGGCUCCUGGCUUGA
Microbotryum saponariae is the source of this 2669-nucleotide messenger RNA. The record is from the annotation of a GenBank genome assembly. NCBI's taxonomy places the organism in Eukaryota, Fungi, Basidiomycota, Microbotryomycetes, Microbotryales, Microbotryaceae.